AUGGAAUUGGUGGUUCCUCAGAUCUUGAAAGGCGGAGUCGACACUGUUUUUGUCAUGCCCAAUCUACAGCCUCCGAUCACGAGUGUAGCCCAGGCUUUGGACUACCAGUCGCGUCUGCAGGCUAUUGAACCCAAAGUCCACUACCUGAUGUCACUCUACCUCCAUCCUUCCAUUACGCCCGAGGUCAUCGCCGAAGCCGCAGCCGCAGGCAUUACUGGCGUCAAAAUGUAUCCUCAAGGCGUGACCACGAAUUCCGAGUCAGGUGUGCCAGCAGAUUUUCUGGACGCCUACUCCCCGGUCUUCGCUGCCAUGGAACAGCACGACCUUGUCCUCAACCUGCACGGAGAGUGGCCAGGACGUCUGCCAAACGACGAUGUUUCUCUCGAGGAAGCGUUUCUGCCGGAACUGAUGAGGCUUCACGAGAAGUUCCCACGUCUACGAUGCGUACUCGAGCAUUGUUCCACCGCCGCGGCUCUCGAAGCCGUACGGGCUUGCGGUCCAUCCGUUGCCGGAACGAUAACGGCACAUCACCUCUACCUAACAGGUCAAGACAGCCAGACAGACCCCCUUGCGUUCUGUAAACCUAUCCCCAAAAAGCCGUCAGACCGCGAUGCCCUGAUCAAAGCUGCUUGUAGCGGCGACCCGAAGUUCUUCUUCGGCAGUGAUAGUGCACCGCAUCCGCUCGUCUCCAAGACCCAAAGCGGCCAAGCAGGCGCAAUCCCAGCAGGGGUAUUCACGCAACCCUUUGCCACGCAGCUCGUGAUUCUAGCCUUUGAAGAGGCAAUUGCAAGGGGCGUUUUGGGGCAGGACGAAGUCACGCAGGACACGCUCGAGCAGUUCCUGAGUCGAUCUGGCAGACGGUUCUACAAGUUGCCUGACACUGCCGCCGCCAAAGGACAAGGACAGUCGAAAAUCGUGCUUGAACGGAAGGGCGAGACCAUUCCCCCUAGCAUAAAGACCGAGGAUGGGACUCUGGAGAUUGGCUUGUCGAGGGCCUCGGCUCCGGUGUUCAGUCUGAGCUGGGCCGCCUAG
Cladophialophora yegresii CBS 114405 is the source of this 1032-nucleotide messenger RNA. RefSeq names its product dihydroorotase. Bases 1 to 1032 code for a protein of 343 amino acids. Gene Ontology annotation, cellular component: cytoplasm. The transcript has 7 exons. The record is from RefSeq and is a predicted model, not a curated record. NCBI's taxonomy places the organism in Eukaryota, Fungi, Ascomycota, Eurotiomycetes, Chaetothyriales, Herpotrichiellaceae. Gene Ontology annotation, molecular function: dihydroorotase activity. Gene Ontology annotation, biological process: pyrimidine nucleotide biosynthetic process; 'de novo' pyrimidine nucleobase biosynthetic process.